GUGAGUGAGAAGCAAGCUUGACACCAUUUGGCCUGCCCGCUUAAGCUCCGUGUUCUCCCACUAUCGGCAGCGCGAGGGGCCUUUGAGGCAGUACUCCUAAUAUAGCCGCACCGCUGAGCGAAAGAGACGAGGCCCGCAGCACGGCUGUGUGUCAAAGAGCUCUCUCAAAGAUAGGGCCAGAGCAUUUGGCUCGCGUUCAAAACUGGGCCGCCGUCCGACGCCGACGAGCCUCGAUGAUCACCUAGCACCUACAGAAAUGCCCGCCUGGACAUAGUACAUAGACAUAAUGCCAAAUCAGCUCACGCGCGCGCGGCGCCGCAGCCAGAGCCUCGCCGAGCCGCCUACCAGCCCAUUCAUGAAGCGGGAGCACCGCGGCGCCCAGUCGCGCGACCCCGACGCCUGGCGCACGCGUCUUUGUGGAGAGUUCGAGCAGUACGGGAAUUGUUCGCGCGGCGACGCUUGCACAUAUGCGCACGGCGAAAACGAAUUAAGACAUAGGGGCAGCGAGCUCUGGCCCAUGGCCGCGCCGCAAGUCUCGCCUGAUAGUUUGGCCUGGCCGCCGCCUCCGGAGCAGCCGAGGACGCCGGAGCGGACCGUGAGCCCCUCGUGGGAGCACGUCCCUUUGACGCACCGGGCGACGAGCGCGCCCAUGCCCAUGCCGCGCAUCAAUUCGGGGGAGUUAUGUGUCGCCCUCGAGCGAGUGGCGCACAUCGCGGUGGAGGACAACGAGCUCGGGGCUUUAUCACCUCUGGCGCCGGCCUUCGCGCCGUCGUCGGCGUCGUCGUCACCGGUCUCGCCGCGCUUCGCGUCGCCGCAGCACACGCCGGAGCGGCCUUUACGCGUGACGCCGCACGGCACGCCGACGGGCCGCGAGCCGCCCGUGCUCUCGCCGCUCCAAGCGCCGGCCGACUCGUUUGACAACCAGCGGCCGGAUGGGAGGUUAGGAGGCACGGUGGUCCACUUAUCGCGGCGGCCGGGCGCGCAGGGCUGGUACGGCUUCGUGCGGCCGGACCAGCCUUUGUUGAGAGACCGGGGCCACCAGCGCGGCGACCUGUUCCUGCACCCGUCGGACGCGGAGCUCGGCUGGCGGCCGGCCGUGGGCGACCGCGUGUCCUUCCUGCUCGGCGUGCACAACGGCCGGUUGAAAGCGGUCAAGGUCUGCAAGGACGGGUCCUCGUCCGAUUCCGAGAGCGAGGACGGGUCCUGGCCGGCGCCGUACGCGGACUACGUCAACGAGCGGCACCGGGCCUUCUCCAUGUGAUCGCGCUCCACCCAAGUCUAUGGGCGCGGCCCCGCCCCCCCCUUAUCCCUGUCACGUUAGUAAGAGCAAGCAGUCGA
Pelagomonas calceolata is the source of this 1338-nucleotide messenger RNA. The record is from the annotation of a GenBank genome assembly. Lineage: Eukaryota; Pelagophyceae; Pelagomonadales; Pelagomonadaceae.